GAGGAAGACCUGCGCUUGUUCGAAAAGGUUAAAAUAUUGGAGGAGCUGAAGGACCUACGGAAGUAUGUUCAAAGGGUUGAAAACAAAAUCACUUAUGUUGAAAAAAGUCUUUCAGAAAUAAAGGUACUACUUCUGAAGUUGGUUGGCAAACCGAACCCAUCGGUUGAGGAAGAGGUUGAUAAGGAUGCAAUUGGGGAUGAACGAGUACCUGCCGGUGAAGAUGUUUUGAAGACAAGUGUUGUUAAUGAUGAUGGUGUUGCUGAUGAUGCGGCUGCGGGUGACGGUGAGAACAACGUACAAGAAGAGGAACCAAAUGUAGCCAUUGAAGAAGUGUCGAUGCAGGUUGAGGUUGUGAAAGGAGAUGCUGACCAUGUUGCUGAUAGUGAAGAUGGUGAAGAUGCCACACGGGCAGAUGUAAUCAUCUCCACUGUAAUGACUGAGGUGAAUUGGGAAACUGAGCAGAAUAAGGUAGCAAGCAACUUCCCAGAUCUUAUGAUGUCUUUAAAUGAG
Cuscuta europaea is the source of this 510-nucleotide messenger RNA. Lineage: Eukaryota; Viridiplantae; Streptophyta; Magnoliopsida; Solanales; Convolvulaceae. The record is from the annotation of a GenBank genome assembly.